Molecule: messenger RNA, 1231 nt
Organism: Lolium rigidum
Lineage: Eukaryota; Viridiplantae; Streptophyta; Magnoliopsida; Poales; Poaceae
Exons: 9
Coding region: 1-912 (303 amino acids)
Molecular function (GO): double-stranded RNA binding
Source: RefSeq, a predicted model, not a curated record
AUGGCCGCCACCGCCAAUCCCGCCACCGACCUCUUCUCGCGCCUCUCCUUCCGCCGCGCCGUCGCCCCCUCCCCGCUCCGCCUACCCGCACGGCCGCCCCGUGCGCCGCGCCUCUCGGCCGCCAUCGUCGCCCUCCACAAGCGCAACCCCAAGCGCCUCAAGUACGCCUCCCAGCGUCAGUUCACGAGAGGGGAUGGCGGGAUGCUGCGGGUGACGGUGGAGCCCUCCGGCCAGGACUUCUGGAAGCUGGACCCCGUCGUCGACCUCAUCAACAGCGGCGCCGUCGGCGUCGUCCCUACCGACACCGUCUACUCCAUUGUCUGUGAUCUGAGCAACAAUGACGCUAUUGAGCGCCUCCGCAGAAUCAAAGGCAUUGUAGAUUCAAAGCCUCUCAGCAUCUUGUGCCGCUCGUUGCGAGACAUUGACACCUACACAACAGGGUUUCCUCUAGGUACCAACCAAGGGCAAGCUAACAUCUUCCGCGCGGUCAAGCGUAUAUUACCAGGGCCUUACACCUUUAUUUUACCUGCGACCAAGGAAUUACCCAAGCAGUGCAUCAAGCAUGGGUCAUCUACUAGAUAUGCGAAAAGGAGGCAGGUUGGUGUUCGAAUGCCAGAUGAUCCCAUAUGUCAAGCAAUACUGCAAAAUCUGGAAGAACCGUUGAUCUGCACAAGCGUCAAGUAUCUGUCAGAGGAUGAAUGGAUACUUGAUCCGGUAUACAUUGCCGAUAUUUAUGAACCACUGGGCCUUGAUUUCAUUGUUGAUGGUGGUGCUAGAAUUGCUGAUCCAUCUACUGUCGUUGACAUGACUGGAAGUUAUCCUACCAUUAUUCGUCAGGGAAAGGGCCCAAAGCUUGAUUGGAUGGUAACAGGCACAGACCAAGAUGCGCAAUCAACUCUGAAAGCAGUUUGAAAUGUUGCCCUGCUGACCUACGCUAUGAGUUGCAACUACAGGUGCUCACGCCAGUUUCCUCGAACCGUUGAAAAAGAGAACAUCAGUGUCUACUUUGUAACUUGGAGCAUAACAGUUGAAGACCUUUCGCUAAAUGUUUUACUUCUUUUUGCACUAGUCACCGUUUCCCACGGGUUGAGAGUAACUAAUUUUGGACACCACACAGGUUGUAUACCCCCUCCGCAUCAACAUAGUCUUUGGCAUGAUAGAAUUAUUAGUAACUCGACUCCAAGCAAUCUUCGGUUGUCAGGGGUCUGCUUACUGGGAAGUUUGCUGAAUA